Molecule: messenger RNA, 3183 nt
Organism: Micropterus salmoides (largemouth bass)
Lineage: Eukaryota; Metazoa; Chordata; Actinopteri; Centrarchiformes; Centrarchidae
Product: homer protein homolog 3
Exons: 11
Coding region: 644-1750 (368 amino acids)
Biological process (GO): regulation of store-operated calcium entry; G protein-coupled glutamate receptor signaling pathway
Cellular component (GO): cytoplasm; postsynaptic density; dendrite
Molecular function (GO): G protein-coupled glutamate receptor binding
Source: RefSeq, a predicted model, not a curated record
CUUUCAACUGGCAGCGCUGAGCAGACCUAUAAGAUCCAGUCUACUGUAUGCACACAUGCACGCUCGUUUGGCUGCAGGCAGGUUGACACAGUUUCCCUGCCUCAUGCAGCUGUAGCGGGGUGCUCGGAGCCUGUAGAGCCAGCAGGUGGUACCCUACCGUCGGCUGUGUCCUGACUGCUGAACGCGAGCAGACGGCUGGAUGAAGAGCAGAGAGCUCUGACCACCGGGACGAGGUUGGCAAGAGAAAAGCGCUGCUGCUGCUGCUUCUUCUUCUCUGGACGUAGAUGGACACACGCCGGACCGCUGUCACUUCACUCACCGAGGUCAGCAGCUCUGCCUCAUCCAGGUUUUGACUCUCCGGGCUCCGCAGAGGUUAUCUGUGGACUCCGGUGGCCCGGACAGGACGGUACGGACACUCUGCGCGGCUGCAUUAGGCUGUGCGUGGCGCCUUGCGGUUAAACCCCCUCCCCUCCCCCCUGGAGAAUAAAGCAGGAGUAAAGCAUCUGGUAGCUCAGACUGGAAAAAAAAAAGAAGAGACCAGGACAGCAACGGCAGCUUCAGCGUGGAAUAAUUGUUGGAUACACCACAGACUCUCCGUGGGUUUAUACCGACAUGGGAAAAGAAGCCUCGGUCACCUUGUAAGAUGUUUCCUCACCACAGAGAAAGGGAGCAGCCAAUCUUCAGCGCCCGGGCCCAUGUUUUCCAGAUCGACCCGACAACCAAGAGGAACUGGAUUCCCGCCAGCAAACAUGCUGUCACCGUGUCCUUCUUCUACGACGCCAACCGUAAUGUGUACCGCAUCAUUAGUGUUGGGGGGACCAAGGCGAUCAUCAACUGCACCAUCACACCCAGCAUGACAUUUACCAAGACGUCACAGAAGUUUGGUCAGUGGGCCGACAGCAGGGCCAACACUGUGUAUGGUCUUGGUUUUGCUACAGAGCAGCAGCUGCAUCAGUUUGCAGAUAAGUUUAAGGAGGUGAAAGAUGCAGCUCGUCUGGCACGAGAAAAGUCGCAGGAUAAAGAACUGGCCAACACUGCACUUACCAUCGCUGCUCCUCAGUUCUCACAGGACCUCUCGGAUGAACUCCAGUCUCCACCGGUGAUGUGUGUGAAUGGGCCUGAAGACAAGCUGUUCCGCAGCCAGAGCGCGGACAUUACCCUGUCUUCUGAGAAGGAGCGCAUUAAAAAGAUGCUUUCUGAAGGUUCUGUGUCUUUCAGGUCUAUUUGUGAGAUGAACCUGGAAGCCGAGCUUUUUACUCUGCAGGACAGCAACUCCAAAUUGGUAGCAGCGCUGCACGAGGCUAAUGCAAAUGUGGAGCAGUGGAAGAAACAGCUGGCAGCGUAUCAGGAGGAGACAGACAGACUCAGAGACCAGGUGGCUGAAUUAGAAGCCCAUGGAGGCCAAGGCCCCAGUGAUCUGCUGAAGGAUGAGCUGACCCAGUCCCUUGAGGAGCUAGAGUCCCUGCUGAAGGCCAAAGAUGAGGAAAUCCACAUUUUGCAAAGCAAGAAAGCAGAGUACCACGAGAUGGAGCACGAGAGGGAUGAGGCCAUCCACAGAUUACGGGAGAUUGAGAUGCGUAAUUCAGAUCUGGAGCGACGCAUCCAGAACUCAGAGCAGAACCUGAAUAACUCUCUGGAGGAACGGGAUCGCAUGGACUCUGAAAUCCAGAGGGCCAUCGAAAUUCUGGACAUCAAGAUCUUUGACCUUAAUGACCUUCGCCAGAGCCUGGUUAAACUCAUCGACAAAUAAGAGGGGAAUGGAACAGAUGUGACAUUUUGUCGCGGCAAGUGCAGCAAGGUGGAGUGAACAAAACAAGAUGGAGCUGGUCCCUGUCUUCUUCAAACACAAGAACCACCUCGGCCGCAGUGAGGUUGCUCCAUGUCUGUGUUUGCAGCAGUGGCUGUGCUGUACUCAACAAUAUUCUGUAGGUGUUGGCCCUAAGCAGCACCAUACACGCGGUUUCACUUGUCCAGUGUAAUGUAACGCUUCAUGUGGCUUUCAAGGGUAACAUUCAAUGCAAUAAACCAACCUUAAGGUAAGUGCUUCACAGUGCUAGAGAUUUAGUAUUGAGAAUUGGUGCUUGUAGUUUUUCAUAAGUAUGAACAAACUGGCGAUGCAGUGUCAAAAUGAUAAGAGGCCUUGUUUUGUUUUGUUUUGUUUUUUCAACUGACAGGUGAUAAUUCUUUACAACAAAGGGAGUCCAUGCAAACAGGGAAAGGGGCAGUGUAUUCAGUGGACAGUGAAUGUAAAUAAAAAAGUGCACAAGACAAAAUUACUUUUAAGAGAUUAGCCUAUUUAACAGCCCGCAUACAACAUCAUUAUUAUUGAAUUACCAGUUAAAGUUUUACAUGCACAGAUGUAAGUGCGUAUGGUCUCGUAGUUACCCACACAUAAUGUAGCAGCUGUAAAGUGUAAAGUGAAGGACAGAGUGUUUCUAGUUGGUGCUUUUCCACAGGAAUAAGCAAUGACAUAUAUUCAAGGUCAGUAAAACAGUAUGCUAAUAGAGUUUUAUAUUUGUUUAAGGCAUGAACACACUACUUCACCUUAAACAUUAGAUCUGAAUAUUGACACCAAAGAUCAAAUGUUAAGUCAUUGAUAAGGUCUGUCAGCAGCUUGUCUAUUAUCACAUCUUCACUUGAGCUCGUACGAAACCUUUAAAUCUAAGAUAAGUUAACGUAAUCCAUAAGUACAUUUUAUUAGAUAAGAUACAUUAAUUGAUUACAUUUAGGAUGAAUAAGUAUUUUCCACAUGAUAUAAAUCAAUAAUGCUACAGUCAUUAAGUAAACAAUAGAAAUUUAAGUUGUCAGUAUUACAGAUAAGUUUAACUGGCGUUUCCCAGUCUUAAUAAUCGCCUUGCGCAACAUCUCUUAACAAACCACUGACUUAGUAACUUAUUGAUGAUAGAUGCAUUCAAGGAAAUGAGAAACAUUUUCUGCCUUCUGUCAUUUUUCAGCACGUUACCUUUAGCUGUGGACGAUAUGCCAUACGCCUUCACAGAGUCUUUUAUCACACAGACUGUAUUGUUCAACAUAGUCUAUAAUGCUGUGUUUGUUUUCUUUUUUCAAGCCUUAUUGUUCUAUUUUAAGGAUGGUUGUUGAUAAAUCAUGCCAGGUACAUGUCUCAGACUUUGAGCUGACAUGACGGUUUGGGAAUAAAAGCAAAGGAUACAGUCACUAAUGCUA